Strongylocentrotus purpuratus (purple sea urchin) is the source of this 591-nucleotide messenger RNA. RefSeq names its product galactose-3-O-sulfotransferase 3-like. The record is from RefSeq and is a predicted model, not a curated record. Gene Ontology annotation, cellular component: membrane. The coding region runs from base 1 to 591 and encodes 196 amino acids. The transcript has a single exon. Lineage: Eukaryota; Metazoa; Echinodermata; Echinoidea; Camarodonta; Strongylocentrotidae. Gene Ontology annotation, molecular function: galactosylceramide sulfotransferase activity. Gene Ontology annotation, biological process: glycolipid biosynthetic process.
AUGCAGUUUACAGAGAAGCGGAUGCACAAUCAACAGCUUUUCGAUUUAGGAGUUGAUCUCAACGACAUGGAUGAUCCUUCGACCAUCGAUGGCAAGAUAGAUCGUCUCCAGGAUGAGCUUGAUCUCGUGAUGAUCACCGAGUAUUUCGAUGAGUCGAUGGUGCUUCUAAGUAAAUUGAUGCAUUGGAGUUUAGACGAUUUAAGAUAUAUAUCAAGAGGAGCGAGGCAACCAGGUUUUCGCGAACCACUGACCGACGACGUGCGCGCGCAGAUCCGGUCAUGGAAUUCUGCAGAUGUAAAGUUGUACGAGCGUUUCAAUAGAACGUUCUGGGGGAAGGUGAAGGGGUAUGGACCCAGCUUUGAGGAAGAUUUGAAAACGUUUCGAAAACUUCAACUUGAUUUAUCCGAUACAUGUCGUGAUGUGAGGAAGGAUGACGUAACAGAUCGACGCGUAGUGAAGCCAAGACUUAAGGAAGCGGCCCCUGAGUGGUGCUCAGUUUUCUUCAUGGAUGAUGUACAUUUUACAGCAAUUAUUCGCAAGAGAAUGAAAAUGAAAGGAUUACCCCUCUAUGAUACAUGUGACCAGCGUUAA